AGCGAACAGUGCAAUCUUGGUAUUUCGCUGUUAAUCAAGUAACAGUGAUCUCCCUUGCGGUGUUUUCUUGCUUGGCCAGUGACCCGUAUCCGAGGUCGAUCUAAUACGUUUGUUUACAAAAUGGCGACAAAACAAUGAAAAUACAGGAGAUAUCUGACAUAAAGCAGAAAUGAUGAGACUGGAUAUAAUUGCGUGUCUUCUUUGUCUGUGUAUCCUGCAAGUCUACGCGAGAAACCCAGGCUUCAAGGCUAGAAUCACCAAUAAAGGACUCAAAUAUGCUAAUGACGUAGCUAUUCAGGCACUGAAGGCAAAUGUUCAGAAAUUGAAAAUACCCAACCAGAGCGGCAAGGCAUCGGGCUUCAAAUACGACAUUACCAACAUCAAUGUUCAGCAGUUUAACCCUCCUACAAGUACACUUGGCAUCGUCCCUGGAGAUGGUCUCUCGUGGAAAGGUUCAAACGCAGCUAUCAAAGUUCAUGGUGACUUCCAUUACAAAAAAUGGUUUAUUUCCGACGGUGGGAGUUUCGACGCUUCAGUGUCUGGGGUGUCCUUCAGUUUAGGGGUAGAUAUUGGCAAUGAUGUAAAUGGAAGACCAACUAUUGCGGCUAGAAGUUGUAGCAGUAACGUUGCUGACGUGUCGUUCAAGUUUCACGGAGGAAUGGCAUGGCUGUAUAACCUGUUCAGAAGUAAAGUUGAGGGCGUCAUUAAAGAUACAUUAAAGAAACAGAUGUGUACAUUGAUCAACAAAGAAAUCAAUGAGGAUGGUGAAAAGAAACUUGCAAAGUUAAAAGUAACAACGCCACUCGGAAAGAAGUUCCUUCUGGACUACCGGCUUACACAGAAACCUAGUUUCCAAACACAGUAUAUGGAGACUUUUCACAAGGGAGAGAUAUUCUGGUUGAGUUCCCCGACUACCGAAAGUCCUUUGAUCCCUCCACCAAUGCCAACGAACACAGACACAGACAGUAUGCUGUAUCUAUGGGUGUCUGACUACAUGUUUGAUACCAUUGGUUAUACAGCGCAGAAACAUGGAUUCCUAGUCUACAAUAUGACACAGAAAGACCUACCACCCAGCGGUAGGGGUGUUCUCAACACAACGUGUGAUGGCUUCAUACCCAAGUGUAUUGGCAAACUUAUACCUCAGAUUGGGGAAAAGUUCCCCAACAGCGUUGUAGAGUUGCGAAUGAACAGCACGCAGACCCCGACAAUGAACGUAUCCAGCGCUGGAGUGAGUCUGAACUUUGCAGGAAAGAUCGAUCUCUAUGCAACAAAACCGGGGACAAGUUCCACACCUUUUCUUCUAUCACUUAAUGCAAUUAUGUUCACAACGGUGAAUGUAUCCAUACAGAAUGAGUUGCUGUAUGCAAGAAUCAACGACCUCAAGCUAAAACUGAAGGUUGGAAAAUCUGCAGUCGGUAAAGUCAGUGAUGUGUUCCUCGACUUCCUGAUCAAGCAAGCGCUGAAUGCUUACCUCAUACCGCAGUUAAAUGAUCUUGGAAAGAAAGGAUUUCCACUCCCGGUUACAGGUGAAAUUAAAUUUACGAAUACCAAAAUCUCUUUCGCAAAGGAUACCGUUUUGAUUAGUACCGACCUGAGUUAUACCCCAUCUUCCCAGGAUCCAUCCGACGACCUGUCGGGACCGCUGAAAUUCAAGCCAUCGAACCGAGUACACACGUCAAUAAAUAUUCUGUAGUGAUAAACAUCUGGUUAAAGAGGACCAACAAUUGUUACAAAUUAACUAUGACAAAAAAUUCUGCAAAUCUCAAUGAAAGUCUUUCGUUUCCGAAAAAGUGACUGACAUCAAGUAAAACAUUUUUAUUUUGUUACUGUUUUUAUUGAGAUCUUUCAUGUUAAACAGAGUUUCGUUUUUAUGAAUAUCUUUUUUUUUAAUGAUUUUGAUCUUUACUGACAAAAUGUCAUGUUCAACGUUAUAACAUCACAAUACUGAAAAGAUGAGACUUAGAUUUCAUGUUUAUGUAAAUAAUUAUUUACAUUUUGCAUAAAUUGAUGGAAUAAUGUAAAUUUAUAAGGAUACAACCUAACAUUUUAUUGCAAUAAAUCACGCAUAAUAAACGUGAAAAAUAUUGAGUUUUUGUAGGCUACUGAUCGCAUACAAAUGGAUAUUAUUAAUAAAAUAUCUAACAUUUCUUUAUAUAUUUAACUUACAAGAUUGCAUUUUCGCAUGUGAUUUUUAUAUAUCUUAUUUUUUUCUGAACCUUUUUGUGAUAUUGUUGUCGAAAUAUUUUGUAAAGGAUAAUUCUAUUUGCUGUAAAUUUCUCUCGUGUGAUUGUGAGUAGAUUUGAGGGUACCAGUGUACUUUUCAAGAACAUCGACGUUUAAAUCUACAUAAUAAUAAUUGAAACAUUAUUAUGCUCGUGUAUAAGUUUUUCUAUUAGUUAUAUUUUUGUUAACUUUGAAACUCAAAUAUUCCAUGAUAAAGACACAGGCAUUAUUUUUAACCUUAAUUAAAAUGUUAUUUUGCCAGUCUUGAUAUAGUGUGGUUCUGGGACAACUUGUAUAUGAAAAAAGAACCACUCAGAACCACUAGUUUGCCCUUGGACUAUUUUUAAGAGGCAAUAAAUAGCGUAUCGACACUUGGAUUUUCUUUAAUCUCUCUGAAACCAACAGGUUUCAAAAUUUUGAGUCAUUGGUAGCUUUAUUUUGAUGUAAAUGACAUGUGAAAAUAUUGUGUUUUUUUUCCUAAUUGGCGCCAUAUAACAUGUACUUGUUGGGGCGGCGUAAAAUCCAAAUCAGCAAAUCAACAAAUGUGUUCCUGUAUGUUAAGUCUUCUAUUCUCACAGUCUUUAUUGUAUGCAUUUCUUUUACACUGUGAUCUGGAUCACUUGUGUCUUUCAAUUUUCCGCAUUAUGAUGUAACUUGCUUCUUUACGUUUUAAAAUAAACAGUCUUACCAAAAACAA
Mercenaria mercenaria is the source of this 2920-nucleotide messenger RNA. RefSeq names its product lipopolysaccharide-binding protein-like. The coding region runs from base 170 to 1693 and encodes 507 amino acids. The record is from RefSeq and is a predicted model, not a curated record. Lineage: Eukaryota; Metazoa; Mollusca; Bivalvia; Venerida; Veneridae. The transcript is spliced from 16 exons. Gene Ontology annotation, molecular function: lipid binding.